Molecule: messenger RNA, 987 nt
Organism: Papaver somniferum (opium poppy)
Lineage: Eukaryota; Viridiplantae; Streptophyta; Magnoliopsida; Ranunculales; Papaveraceae
Product: probable glutathione S-transferase
Exons: 2
Coding region: 67-714 (215 amino acids)
Biological process (GO): glutathione metabolic process
Cellular component (GO): cytoplasm
Molecular function (GO): glutathione transferase activity
Source: RefSeq, a predicted model, not a curated record
CAAGUGUCAAGUAUAACUUCACUCAAAGAUUUUUAGAUCUAAAAAAAAAACACAGCUUCAUAGAUAAUGGAAGAUUUGAAGUUAAUUGGUGUAUGGUAUAGCCCUUUUGUUUGCAGAGUUAAAUGUGCUCUACAGUUGAAAGGUGUAAAAUAUGAAUACAUAGAAGAUGAUCUUUCCAACAAGAGCGAUUUACUCUUGCAAUACAACCCGAUUCACAAGAAGGUCCCUGUUCUUCUUCACGGUGGAAAACCCAUUGUUGAAUCGUUGAUCAUUCUCGAAUACAUCGACGAGACAUGGCCAGACAAAUACUCAAUACUCCCCAAAGAUCCUUUUGAAAGAUCUAAAGCUCGUUUCUGGACCAAACUCAUGGGAGACCAGGAAUCAACUUUUUGGAGUUUAAUUAAAACUACUGAGGAAACAAAAGAGAAAAAAAUCAAUGAAAUUUUGCAAAUACUGAAAACUAUUGAAGAACAUGGCCUGGGUGACAAGAAAUUUUUCAGCGGAGAUGAUUUCGGAUUCGUAGACUUAGCAUUUGGAACCUUCAUGCGCUGGUUAAAAGUAGCUGAAGAGAUCAAAGACGUGAAGGUAUUUGAAACUUGUACACGUCUGCAGGCAUGGUUUGAAAGGUUUAAUGAAGUGCCUGUAGUCAAAGAAAACUUACCAAGUCAGGAUGAAUUGGUGGCUCACUACAAACUUAAAUUCUGUAUUGGUUGAAGUAGCAUGGCUAGAGUUGUUGUAUCAGUCAAUUAGCUUGAAAUUUCAUUAAGAAGGUUAUAGCUUCUUAGUUCUUGUAACUUCGUCUUUUAUAGCUAAAUAAAGUGUGAGAUUUCAAGUAUCAAGUAUAUGAACUUGUACAAUACAGUGACUACACAGUACGGAGAAACACCAAUCUCUUUCACUUACUAUCACAACAGGAGUUAGUAUUCUAAAAAAAUUUGUCUUGUAACUUCCUCUUUUAUUGCUAAAUAAAGUGUGAGAUUUCAAGUA